AGAUAAAUAUAGCAGUAUCACUUACGUGCAGUUCUUCCCCACACUCCCCAUCCACUACAGCUUCAGUCCGGGACCUCUGCUCACCUGUCGAUUGUUUCUUUUGCUUGUGGUGUCAGUGCGUUGACCUCCCUUGACCCGACAGCAAACCACAGUGAGAAAACACCGCGUGCCGGAGAUCUGGCACCUUUUUGCGCACUGGGAGUUUCCAGUGCCCGUUGCCCCCAACACAUCCUGCAACGGAGGAUGUGACAACCCUCCUCCCCCCUCUCUCUCUCCCCCCCCCAGCGCCGCUUCCUCCAGGCGAUGUCCGACGUCGACUUGGUCACGGGGGCAUGGCGAUGACUCCUAAGGGCACGAGAGCGGGCGAGCGAUGCCCUUAGACUCCCCCUACAGGAACCCCGGGAGGUGGCGGGCCGUUGCGAACCAUCAGGAGAACCGCCACGGCACAGCGGGUUGUCUGCUAUCCCUCGUACUGCUUGCUCCUCUACUGACGCCCGCGUGUGGUGUGGGCGUGGUGCUGGUGGCCGUCCUGAUCUACAGCUGCGUGGUGGUGCCCGCCCUCGCGAAUUACUACUCUUUCUCCCGCCUUCUCCUUCGCUCCGUCAAGUUCCUUGGCAAUGGCGGGGGUGCGUUCGGGUGGCCGUGGUGGCGAGCACAUACCUGCUUACAUGUGGCUGGUACUUCUGGUACUCGUCCCCUACUUGGUCCACACCUUACGGAACCGUCCUUACCUGCUGGUCGUAGCGGGGAUAAUAUACGUUACGGUGGUCCUCCCUGCGGCUCUGAAGGGGCAGCUGUACCAGGGUUCCCUCCUGUGGCUUCCGAGGACGGUAGUGGCUCUCUUGAUGCUGCGAUCUGGACUUUACACGGGCCUGGCAUCCAAGCUCGGCCAGGCACUCACAGCCGCGUGCCACUACGCAGCAGGAGGUCUUAGGGUCAUACUACAGUGCCUCCUGAUGGUGCUCCUCCUCCCCUUCACCUUCGUCAGGACGUUCGUGCCGCUGGUCCACAACUUCUACUUGUCCUUCGAAGCGUUCAGGGUCACUUCUAACCAAAUGGUGUUCUUCGUCCUGGCAGAACACGCGAUGACGCCCAAGCCCCAGCAGGCAGCUCUCUACUUUCUGUUCUUCUACACCGUCCUUAUCUACUUACACAAGACUCUCUUCAGACGCCAGUGGGGCCAGAACCUCAACUCGACGAACCUUCGAGAUUUCCUGAGGCUAACGGCUUGGUACAUGGCUGUGCGACUGGGCAAAGGCGUGGCGCUGUCGUUCAUCCUGGUUAUGUUCACCGUGGAAUUCCGUCACGGCGAACCACAGCUGUCAUAUAUCGCUGCGACCUUCGUGUAUUUCUCAAUCACGCAGCACAAGUGGACGGGCAAUGAGCGGGUCGUCGCGUGGCUGAGAAGCCUGAGUCUGGAGCUUUUCGAGGAGGAGGAGGAGCUGUGGGUGCCACUGGGCUUCAAAGCUGGCACUGUGCUGGCUUCCGUGGCUGUGGCGGCGCCCCUGGCUUCCACCUGGCCGACGCUCUGCGCCGUGGCCGCCUAUACCAACGUCCUGGCCCCUGUGAUCCUCCUGAGGGCGCAGUUCGAGACGCAGCACCAGACGAUCCUCAACAAGUAUCGGCGAGCGACGAAGGAGGAGAUUUUAGCCCACUCAACGUGCCCUGUGUGUCUGGAGACGCUGAAAGUGGCGAGGGCGACUCCAUGCAACCAUCUUUACCAUGCCACCUGCCUCAGACGCUGCCUUGAGCUCUCCCCGCUCUGUCCCAUGUGUAAACAAACCAUCCUGUGAUAGCGUUGCAGUGUUUGUAAACAGGCAGUUUUCACAAGGCUGCCCGACAUGACGUGAGUGCAAACAAACAUUUAAAAGAGGGACUACGGAUGUAAUUUUUCUUUUUCUCUUUGUUUAUUCUUUUUUUGUGGGGUGGGGUGGGCUGUUGGGGGGGGGGGGUAGGUUAUUAGCGGUUGCUUUGUUGAACGCGGCGUCUGUGAAUAUUUGUUUUGAUAAUGUCAAAUCUUUGGUGACUCAUGUGUCAAUAUUGAUGUGCCUUAUUAAGUUGUUGUUGAUAAUGUAAAUAAAAUAUCUAUAUUUAUGCCUUCUGUCCGUUAAUAAAGAGUGAUAUAUA
Messenger RNA from Penaeus monodon (black tiger shrimp), 2127 nucleotides. RefSeq lists its product as uncharacterized. Lineage: Eukaryota; Metazoa; Arthropoda; Malacostraca; Decapoda; Penaeidae. The coding region runs from base 618 to 1793 and encodes 391 amino acids. Gene Ontology annotation, molecular function: ubiquitin protein ligase activity. The record is from RefSeq and is a predicted model, not a curated record. The transcript is spliced from 9 exons. Gene Ontology annotation, biological process: ubiquitin-dependent protein catabolic process.